AUGGCAUCUUUCCGGAAGUCCAGCAGCUGGUGUGUCCUGUGCUUGGCUUUCUUCCUGUGGCGUUCCGCAUUCGUUGCAGGAGGCGGUGGCCGUUGGUCACCCCUUGGUGCAACACGCGGAGGGACGCCGCGAUGCGUGGUGAGGGCUGAGAUGCGAAAAGAGUGGCAUACGCCACCGGAGGUGGUUACUUCACAAAUCAGGGAUUCAGCUUCGGCUUCUGAAAUUUUGGAAAGGCUGGGGCAAGAACGCAACAAUCCAGGAUUGAAUUUGAUUAAUAUAGGAACGUCUUGGGAGGGACUUGCCAAUUUUGGGCAUACAGUGGUCAGGGAGGUGGAGGAGGAUCCUAUGAUGGACGAGUUUGUCGACCUAACACUGCGGCUUUUGAAGCAAUCUUUGUUUGAAAAUCCUACGCCAUAUGCUCGGGCUUGUGCGAAUAUGUUCUGGGCCUCAGCAAAGCUUGGAAAGGCAGGCUUGCUCACACAGCACCUGGCAAGAGUAGAAGAUAGCCUCAGUGAGGCGGUUGUGGCCACAAGCCGCUUCAUGGAUCAGGAGGCAGUUGCGAAGGUCAUUUGGUCUUGUGCUGAAUUGAGACUGCCAGAGAAGACUCUGAAGAAGGUGAUUAGCUCGAUCACUUACACUCUCGUGGAUGUGGCGGACAGACUCCAAGCUAGAAGUGUAUCCACUAUUUUGGUGGCCGCGGCUAAGCUAGGCAGACGCUCACCAGAGCUUUUAGAUCAGAUGCCAUUGAUAGCCGAGGUGUUGCCUGAGCUAAUUCUACACAUGGAAGCGCAGCAAGUUUGUAACAGCAUAUGGGCUAUUGCUAAACUGCCGAAGACCCAGUCAACAUGCUUAUUGCCAGUGAUUGGGAGUUUAACACAGCAAGCAACCGAGGUCAUACAGAACAUGAAUGCACAAGGAAUAGCAAACAUAGUUUGGGCCACCGCUGUGCUCAAGAAUGCUGCACCAAAGCUUCUGAAAUUCAUUCCAAUCCUGAUUGAUCAUUUGAUUCAAUCGGAAGACUUGGUGAUGGACAUGGGCUCCCAAGAAGUGGCUAAUUGUCUGUGGGCAGCUGCAAAGCUCCAGCACCUUGUGCCAGAAAUACACAAACUGAUCCCAGUACUGGGCAAGAGGCUUGAGCCAACUAUCCCGCAGAUGAUCGAUCAAGCAGUUUCCAGCACCCUGCUUGCGAUUGGGCAACUGCCGGAACAUUUUCAGGUGUUGCGAAGCUCGGUAGCUCCAUUGGCACGUAGGAUGUUAUCCGUGCUACGUGGUGCUCCCUUGCGUGAGGUCUCAAAUGCCUGCUGGGGCCUCGCGAUUUGCAGGCAUGCCGACCGUGACUUCAUGGUGGCCGUCACUAAGAAGAUCCUUGGGUGCCGACUGACGUCCAAGGAGGUGGAUUUCGACCUGCCGCCGAUUUUGAUGGCGCUGGCGCGACUGAAUCUUCGAGGGCAUCCAGAUUUUCUCCGCUUCGCAUCCGAGAAGCUUCGGCCCAUGCUGAAGAGGAUGAACCCUUGGGGGCUCUGUGCAGUGUCAUGGUCCUACUCGCAGCUGGAUCAAACGAAUGAGUUCGCAGACUUCCGGGGAGCAGUUGAACAACAAGUGACUGCACGCAGCUUCUCUACGCAACAGGUGGAACAUAGCCGGUUGGGCCCAGAGCAGUGGUACCGGCGGCCCAGAAGUCCCCUGUUCUACUGCGACAACGUCAAAGAGAACUGUGUGACAGUGGGUGAUAUGGGCAAAGAUGCCAGCUGGUUGGUGCCGCCCAAACCCAAGGGGAAGCUGUCGAUGUUGGACAAGGUCAAGGGCUUCAUCGCGGGGAUGCACAUGCCCGGAGUCCAGGUCUUCCACUUGGAGAUGCCGGAGCAGCUGCUGGCACUCCAGGUGCCAUCGGAGCUGCGGAGACAUCGACGUCGACGCUGCGUCAAGGGCGAGUCCUUCCCCGAAUGGCUGCCCCACUGCGUGGCGUCCUGGGUCGAGACAGGGCACAAGAUGCACUGGUGGAUUUAUCCGCAGGAACGAGAGCGAGACUUUCAGCUCCUACGCUGCAGCGAAGUGGGUCAACGGCUCUUCGCUUCUCCCCUGCUGCACUUGCGCGAUGCGAAUGAGUUAAUGCCCUUGGACAUGGCUCGCUCGGAGAUGUUUUACCAUGGUCUGUCCAAAGGUCGAAGAACGUCUCGCUACAGCGGCUGGGCGCCUUUCAGUGAUUGGUUCCGCUACGAGCUGCUGGGCCGGCACCGGCACCGUUCCGCGACGGAAGGCGGUGCCACGAGUGCCGUGGCGGCGGUGGGCUGGGUGGAUGCUGACAGCUUCAGCCUGCGGAAUCUGCAGGAACUCCUGGAGGCGGACCAGUGUCCGCUGCUGCUGGGCAGCGAGCGGCACCGCAGGGAUCGGCGGACCCUGGGCGCUGUGGUGCUGAAGGGCACGGACGCCGAGCGCUGGUCGUCCGCCUGGUCCUUCGCACCGGUGAAGCUCCGGGAGUUUCACCGCUGGAGCAAGGCCCAUCCGGACCUGUGCCUGGUGACCAACAACCUCCUCCUCCUCCGUCGCGCGGUGCCGUCGUCCGUUGAGCCGUGCCGCGAGAUGUUGCGCUGCAUGGCGGAUGAGAUGCGCAGCGCAUUGCGGAGCGGAAAGCUGCAAAGUGGAACGCAUGGCAUGACGCUCCUGCAGCGGGCCGUACGCCAGGCUGGACCACGUCGAGUGCGGAUACUUCAUUGGUCCGUGUUCAAUCCGGUGCAGGCCACUGAGGCGUCUCGGCUACACCGCUGUUUGGAGGGCCACGACGUGGCGCUGUCGCAGAAGGCUGUGGCGCUGCACAUCUUCCGCCAGGUUCGGGACGAGUGGGUCAAGCUGGGUUUGCCCAUGCCAAAGAUGAUGCCACGGAAACAAGAAAAGCCGAACCAAGGUGAACUGGCCGCUGUGGCGACGCCCAAAAGCGGUGGCUUGCUGGAGAUGCUGAACGCCUCCCGUUGUCUGACGCAGGUUUCAGCGCAGCUUCUGUCAGCGGAGAGUUCGUCCCGAAACGCCAAAAGGAGGAGAACGACCUCGUCUUCGAUGACAAAGACUGACGAAGAGAAACGCCCGGAGAAAAAUCUGUUAAGCUCACUGGAUCCCCAGUGGACGUCGGCCAUGUCGGCCAUGGCGCGGCGCGUGGUUUCGGCGACGCUGAUGUUGACCACGUGGAGCACGUUGAGUGCGGCGGUGGACAUGGACAAGACGGUGGGGAACAAGUUGCAGAAGGUGAAGACCAUCACUGAGCAGAUUAACAACGCUUCUGAGGAGGUGAUGGUGCUCCAGGACCACAACUGGAUCGCGGGCUCACCAGCGACUGUGAAGGCCACCAAGCAGCUGCAGGAUCUCCUGGACAAGGCGGAGAACACCAACACACAGCUGCAGAUGGGCAUGGCCACCAUCAAGGGCAAGGCCACCGAGGCCCAGAUGCGCCUGGACCAGUCCAAGGCCACGUCCGCCGCGGCCUGCUCCGCGGCGAAGCAGUGCGACGUCACGGCCUCCAAGGCCGCUGGACUCCGCAUCGAUGAACUGAAGGAAAGUCUUCAGGACUACGAAAUGAUGAACGACUGGAAGAUGUCGAGUGUCUACAACGGGGGACUCGACAUGGCCCAGAGCAUCAAGGAGCGCCAUAGAGCGUUCAUGCACAGCCUCUUCAAGGUGACUGCCGAGGAAAUGAAGGCUUGUCGUGAAGAGUUGGGACAUCUGCCGGAACACAUGACGCCCUGUCAGCGAGCGUUAAAUGACACCAUCCAAGCGCAGUGGGCCCAAGUCAUGGCGCAGCAACUGGCGGAUACCUGCAGCUCAUCCGCGGAAAAGUUGAGUGUGACCAUCAAGAAAGCGGAGGAACUGCUGAGGCCGUUGGAGUUGGGCGAGGAACGUCUCUUCCAACGCCAGCGCUUGUCUCCGCAGAGCCACUGGCCCUGGAUGGCACGGCACGGCGUGGAGCUCCUGGUGCUGUCCCUGGUGGCAAUGUUCACCUCGAUGUCGCUGCUGGCGAUGAUCCUCCGAAGUCGACUGAGGACGACGACGCGUGCUCUGACGGAUGAGGAGAUGUUGCUGCAGUGAGGU
Molecule: messenger RNA, 4077 nt
Organism: Cladocopium goreaui
Lineage: Eukaryota; Dinophyceae; Suessiales; Symbiodiniaceae
Source: the annotation of a GenBank genome assembly